This is a messenger RNA of Myzus persicae (green peach aphid), 1708 nucleotides long. It is a transcript of the gene krz, whose product is annotated as arrestin red cell. The record is from RefSeq and is a predicted model, not a curated record. Bases 366 to 1634 code for a protein of 422 amino acids. Gene Ontology annotation, molecular function: G protein-coupled receptor binding. The transcript has a single exon. Gene Ontology annotation, biological process: G protein-coupled receptor internalization; signal transduction. NCBI's taxonomy places the organism in Eukaryota, Metazoa, Arthropoda, Insecta, Hemiptera, Aphididae. Gene Ontology annotation, cellular component: cytoplasm.
AGUAAGUGUCCAAAUCUUAAGUCGAAAAAGCUCAAAAACAUAACUCGUAUACUCGUUGUACAAUAAUAAUAUUGUCAACCACUAUUAUUACUACCGACCACCACCACUACUACUAGCACCACCACCAUCCAUAACGACAUAAUAUUACUCUUGUAACUCCAACGAACAAUCUUCGGUUAAACGCUGGGAACCUUUAACGUUGUUUCGUAGUAUUACUCUAUAAAAACGUACAUGUCACUAUGCCGCACCGUCAAUCCAAUCCUGACCGUCACCCUGUUUAGCUGCUACUGUAAAUAGUCAUAAUCGUUCAAUAACCGAUAUUAUAUUAUAUUAAUAUAUUACCUGAUAUACCUAUUAAAACAAUUAUGGAUAAGAACAACGGUGAAUCAGACUCUGUGGCCCGAGGCAAUCUUAGACAGCCGACCAGGGUGUUUAAGAAGAGCUCACCAAACGGUAAAAUCACUGUUUACUUGGGCAAAAGAGAUUUUGUUGACCACAUCACCAAUGUUGAUCCUAUCGACGGCGUAGUGUUGGUCGAUCCCGAUUACGUCAAAGGAAGAAAGGUAUUUGGCCAUGUCUUAGCUGCCUUCCGAUAUGGUCGCGAAGACUUGGAUGUGCUGGGCUUGACUUUUCGAAAAGAUCUCUAUAUAGCAUCCGAACAAAUAUAUCCUGUUGGCAAUAUACGUACUCCGACUAGAUUACAAGAACGUUUGAUCAAGAAACUUGGCCCAAAUGCCAUACCAUUUUAUUUUGAGUUACCACCUCAUUGCCCAGCAUCUGUUACGCUGCAACCAGCUGCGGGCGAUACAGGAAAACCAUGUGGAGUAGACUAUGAGUUCAAAGCGUUUGUUGGUGAUACAGCCGAAGACAAACCUCACAAGAGAAAUUCAAUAAGGCUGGCUAUUAGAAAAAUUAUGUAUGCACCUAAAAAAGAGGAAGUGCAACCAUCUGUUGAAGUGUAUAAAGAAUUUGUUAUGAGCCCGAACAAGUUAUACUUAGAAGCAUCCUUGGACAAAGAGCUUUACUACCAUGGGGAAAGUAUAUCAGUCAAUGUCCACAUAGCCAACAAUUCUAACCGAACUGUAAAAAAGGUAAAAGUGUUUGUAAGACAAUUUGCCGAUAUAUGUCUAUUUUCAACUGCCCAGUAUAAAUGUACUGUUGCUGAGCUAGAGAGUGAAGAUGGUUGCCCUGUUGGUCCUGGUUUCACUUUGUCUAAAGUAUAUACAGUAAAACCUACUUUGCAUAACAACAAGGAUAAACGUGGCUUAGCUUUGGAUGGGCAGUUAAAGCAUGAAGAUACAAAUCUUGCUUCUUCAACAAUAGUGAGCAAUCCUUCACAAAAGGAAAACCUAGGAAUUAUUGUUCAAUACAAAGUGAAGGUAAAACUAUGCCUGGGUGCUUUAGCAGGAGAAUUGACGGCUGAACUUCCAUUUAUUUUGAUGCACCCCAAGCCUGAAGAGGAAGUGCUUCCAAUAUCCAAUAAUCUUGCUAUCUGUGGUACAGCGGUUGAUGACAAUGGUGUACGCGUAGAUAAUUUGAUUGAAUUAGAUGAAGAUGGCCCUGCACCGUCUCACGAUGAAGAUAUCAUUUUUGAAGAUUUUGCUCGUUUACGACUUAAAGCCGGUAAUGAUUAAUUGUAAUAACCAUGUAAAUCUGGAUGAAUUUAUGAAUUAUUUCAUUAUUCAGUCUAGAGUAUAGGUAAAUAAUA